Aegilops tauschii subsp. strangulata is the source of this 2088-nucleotide messenger RNA. RefSeq lists its product as uncharacterized. The record is from RefSeq and is a predicted model, not a curated record. Lineage: Eukaryota; Viridiplantae; Streptophyta; Magnoliopsida; Poales; Poaceae.
CCCAGCCGCGUACUGGCGAGCGUCUCUCUCGUCCUCAGUUUAACAAAUGUAUUUUCUUCUCUUUUCAUAUCCCCGGGCUUCAGUGACUACGGCACUUUGCCGAUCUUAAUCAAAGUCCGCUCUUCAGCAGACUACCGGCACGGAAGCUAGCAACUCCCAUGAAGAUGCAGAUUGCUUUCUGCCUCAGAUGCUGGUGAGGUGAUUACAAUCUAGUAGAAUAGAUCGCCCGUUUGCUUUCCGGCCAGGGAAAGUAUUGAAUGGUUGGCCGAGAAUAAUUGCUAAUAAAGCUAGAUGGCGCAUGGUGAGGGGCCUGUUCCUUCCAAUCAACUGUCGAUUUGUCAGUUAGCUGAGCGGCAUCUAUAUGGGCCUAAUACUAGUGAAGAGGUCAACCCAGUGAUCGGACAGCAGGUGCUCGCACAUGCGGAUUUGACGCGCCAUCCUCGUGGUUGGAAUGUGGGGUCUACUCUUAGUGACUAUUCUUUUCAUCCACAAGCACCUUAUCCUAAACCUGAUCAUGAAGCCUACACCCUAGGGAUCAGGAUGGUAGCAAAAGGUCUAGGUUGGGAUGGUCACACAGUCGAUUAUGUUCCGCAACCCAAUGGCUAUGUUGAGUGGGGCAUCUCUAUAUUGAAUAACCACUCGUUUUGUUUGAAAGGAAAAGCGGAGAACACCGAUUACAUAUAUGGGGCUAUUUAUUGCUCCCUCGGUGAGUAUGAAGUUUCAGAUUCGCUACUGAGGUCACUACUGGAAAGAUGGGAUCCAGAAACAAAUACUUUUCUUUUUUCAUCUGUGACUCUGCUUGACAUGCUUCUAAUGUCAGGUCUUCCUUCAGUUGGAGAUCCAUACGAGGAAUAUGUUCCCUCUAUAGAUGACCUAGAACCUUCAAAGCUUAUGUUCCCAAAUUUCUUAUCUGGCCUUUUAGAAGAAUUCUCUUGGCUCAGCCGCGAAAAUGGAAGUGUGACUUUUCAAGUUUGGUGUGACCAUUUCCAUAACAAACGCGAACGCACUUCAUCUUUCACCUCCCUUCGGGAACAACACAUGUAUGUUGCGGCUUUUAUAGCCCACUGGCUUUGCUCUUACGUGGUUGUUGGUGGGGGGCCUUACAUUCGUCCCGGUGUCCUUCUUAUGGCCUCUUGGAUCGUUUCGGGUCGCAAGAUCUCUUUGGCUCCCUCAGCACUUUGUUCAUUGUAUUAUUCUCUUCGAAGGAUCAGUAUGCACCCCGUUGCUCCCUCUUAUGAGAAAAGACUUUGGCCAGUGCAUUAUAUCGCGGGGUGGAUGGGUCUCUAUUUGAGAAAACCAUUUACGGACAAAGUGAAAGGGAAACAUCUUCUAGAUGUUAAGCAAUUGCCGAUGCAACCAACCAUGGUUAAAACUAUGUUUCGGGUUCCCGUAACUUUCACUCCUGCUAAGGCACGCAUUUUCCUUGAUGACCGAGCCAAUAUUUUUUGGAAUCCUUAUACUCCAAAGAACUUGGUCGGGGUGGAUCAGUUGCAAAGAUCUUUCACCAUUUCUUCACAUCAGGGUAUGCUUCCAUGGGGGCGUGCUACUGAUGUUGAUGAUCUUUGCAUAGCGGAGCCAUAUCAUCCUGGUCGAGUUGCACGACAACUUACUUUGAGACAACAAGUGCCCUAUGCUCCGUUAGUCAGCGUGUACACAAAGAAGGAUAUUGGAGUUGCAUAUGCGUAUUGGUCGCAUUUGAUACGCUCGGACCAAGGAGAGAUCCAGUACCUUCUUAACGAUGCGCAUGAGGCAUUUUCUCCUGUGGCCUGGAACAACUGGUGGGUGGGAUUUAUGAAACCAUUUAACAACAUAUUCAAUACUCUUCGUAUGGGCAUUUCGAAUGGUCCGAAUUAUAAUCCGCGGAAACGUAAUUUUCUUAAACACGGAGAGGAGUACAUAGUUCCUCGCAAGCUUUCAGAAAAUGAUUUUGUUGUUAUAAAGGAAGUCUCGGCCAGGGGUAAGGAAGAGCAUAUUGCAGCCCUCAAAUUGAAUGGCAAGAGAAUUAUGGACCACUGACGUCCCAUUCUGUGUGGCUUUCUCUCAAAUGAUGAACCUUUAAUCAACUCUAAAAAGGUAAGAUAUAUACAU